CAGAAAGUAGUCUUGUUAUAAUAGAUUGGUAACUUGUAAUCUUCGAUAUAUAUAUUUUUCAAUAUAAAUUUAAUAAAAAGACCUUGAAUACCAAUUUAGGUGACAAAUUGAAAAUCAUUGUUUCCAACGGUGGAUAUAUAAUUUAGCCGAAAUUAAUUUAUCUGCAAACGAAAGGUCGCGACCGUGGCUCUAGAGUAGCGUGAGAAAUUUUCGAUUGCGGUCAAACUUAUUUUGCAAUCUGUGGCUUGGGACCUAGCCGUAGUCGCUCCAGCUCCUACAGCUCCAGUUAAUUGUUAGCUGUUCACCUGCUCCGAGAUGGCUUGGCCAAUUUUAUGGCUACUUCUUACCAUAGCACAUUUUGUAGAUCCCCAACAAACAACUGCGGGGGAAUGUUGUUCUGAUGAUCAAAAUACUGAGGUGGCAGAGAAUGAGGUACAAGAAGUGGAGUUGGCAGCCGCUUGCCCUGAGCUCAGUGAACAAAUCAUUGGUGGUAGGCCGAGUUCGAUAACCAGGCACCCGUAUCAGGUGUCUAUGGUGAUGAACGGAAACUCUUUCUGUGGUGGUUUUAUAAUUAGCAGAGAUUAUGUUCUCACAGCGGCACAUUGUGUGCAAAACACAGCCCCAGAAGCAAUUCGAUUGCGAGUGGGCAGUACACGACGAGACUCCGGAGGUCGCAUCGUCAGUGUGUCUGCAGUCACCGUGCACCCUCAAUACGGGCAGCCACAGUUUGACCAUGACAUUGCUGCAUUGCGACUUUCACAGCCACUAGUUUUUGGGCCAGCAAUCCAACCUAUUAGACUUCCUCGACCUCGUCAAGCUGUACCGCUUGUGCGAUUAACUGUUACUGGCUGGGGACUUACUGCUCCGGGAGGGCGUAGAAUUCCAAGGACAAUGAUGGAAGCCAAUGUACCAGUUGUUCCACACUGGUUAUGUAGACUUUCAUACGGAGACUCGCUCACGAGAAAUAUGUUUUGUGGGGGGCACUUCCUAAUCGGAGGCGUAUCAUCAUGUCAGGGUGAUUCUGGCGGUCCAGCAGUUUUCAGAGGAACCGCUUUUGGUGUUGUAUCGUUUGCUAGAGGAUGCGCUCUGCCUUUGUCGCCGACCGUCUUCAGUAACAUAGCCUCUUUACGAGACUGGGUCACACAGACUACUGGAGUUUGAUCGUCACUCUGAAAUGAACUUUAUACCAGUGCAAGAGAGUUUAAAAUAGCAUGAGAGUGUCUGUGAUAUAAAUAAAGAACAAAUAUUUGAGCUCGUACGCCUGUUCUGUUUAUCGACUGUUUUUAUUUAUUUUGUUACAUUUAAAAAUAAAGCUUACAUAAUGAA
This is a messenger RNA of Vanessa tameamea, 1326 nucleotides long. Its product is annotated as trypsin-like. NCBI's taxonomy places the organism in Eukaryota, Metazoa, Arthropoda, Insecta, Lepidoptera, Nymphalidae. The record is from RefSeq and is a predicted model, not a curated record. Gene Ontology annotation, biological process: proteolysis. Gene Ontology annotation, molecular function: serine-type endopeptidase activity. Bases 316 to 1161 code for a protein of 281 amino acids. The transcript is spliced from 5 exons.